AUGAUCGGUAGUAACUGGAGGCGCGAACGCGAAAGUAAAAGUCGAUGUGGUUUCGUAUCUUGGCUUAUAUUCCUGCUCUGCCUGGGCUUCGCAAAUGCGCAAUUGGAGCUCAAUGAUUUGGAAAGCAAUGUUACUUUAGGAGGUGGCAAGUUUGGCUGGCCUUUUGGUCUCUGGAGUCCCAAGCACUCUCCGCACCAAAGUCUUAAGCUCAAGGACGACUAUAGAGAUGUGGACCUGGCGAAUUAUGGAGACUUUGAGCGUCAUCCGUGUCGUCGCGUUUGCCAACAGGGCCAAUCCCAAAGCUGUUACUAUCAACUGGUGGUGCAUAACUAUCGCAGAUUGGGUCCUGAGUGCCAGCGUUGUCAGUAUGAUGAACGGGCGUGCGCCGGGGAGCGUUGCAUUUAUGGCGAUGGUGUUCCCAGUCCCAUAAUGGCCGUAAAUCGCCAGGUGCCAGGGCCUCCCAUAGAGCUCUGUGAGAACGAUACGAUGAUAGUGGAUGUGUUGAACUAUUUGGGCGAGGCAACCACCAUUCAUUGGCAUGGCAUCCAUAUGUCGCGCACGCCUGAGCUCGACGGCGCCCCAUUCGUCACGCAGUACCCGGUGCAGCCCGGAGAGGUCUAUCGGUAUGAGUUCAAGGUGGAUCGCAGCGGUUCCCUGUGGUAUCACAGCCAUGUGGGCUGGCAACGCGGACUGGGCUUGGCCGGCAAUCUAAUAGUUAGGCAGUCGCGUCAGGCCAAUCUUCAUGCCCAGCUCUACGACUACGAUCUGAUCGAGCAUGCUCUGAUGGUGCAGGAUAUACUCUACGACUACAACUUUCAACAGGUGCGGAAUAUCCUGAUCAACGGCAAAGGACGCAACCAUCUCAACCAACUGCCGGACACAGACAAUCGACAUCGGUACGAGCGCUUGCGUGUCACUCCCGGCUACAGAUACCGGAUGCGUGUGAUCAGCAAUGGAGUCUUCAAUUGCCCCGUCGAAUUCUCAGUUGAGGGGCACAAGCUGCUCAUCAUUAGCACUGAUGGCAACGAUAUAGAGCCCGUACUGGCUGAUGGAUUUUUCUUAACUUCGUCCGAACGUUUCGAUUUCGUGCUGGAAGCCAACCAAUAUGCCAAGAAUUAUUGGAUACGUGUGCGUGGUUUCGAGGACUGUGCCGAACGCAAUUUAUAUCAGGGUGCUGUUCUGAGCUAUAGAGGUGCGGCCCGAACUGAGUUACCAGUGGGACCCAUAGCUGGAAAUUCCCGAGAGCGCCGUCAGCACACCACAGAAGAAGAAGAAGAGGAUGAGCCCCCAUUUUUUAUCAACGAUUGUCGUUUUGCGCCAUCAAACGUUUCAAACUUGCUCCAGACUCCUGCCGAAAAGGACACUAAUGUGGGUACUGUGGCUCUACGCUCCCUGGAACCUGUACCGUGGCCCCGCUACACCAAAUUUCUCACCUACUACUCUAGUUUUGGCUUCCGCAUGGCGCCCAAUGGGGAACAACUGUUCCAAAUCGACGACAUUAGCUAUAAUCCUCCAACUAUUUCGCUGCUCCAGGGCCGUCAACUCUAUAAGGAUGAUACAUAUUUCUGCAAUCGCAGCUCCCUGGCUGCCCAAGGACGUAACUGUGAGCGGGAACUGUGCGAGUGUCUGAAUGUCAUACGUCUGCCCGCUUUUAGACCCAUCGAAAUGGUCAUCGUUAACUAUAUGGAUCAAACCCAUCCACUGCACAUACACGGCUAUACCUUUCGACUUGUUGGUCAGGGCGUUUUGGGAAAUUUAAGCGACUUGCGAAAUGUGCGCGAAUUGGAUCGCCGUGGACGCCUGCCACGCUUGUCGGACGACUUUGCAGCUGUGGCGAAGGAUACUGUCCAGCUUCCCGCAAUGGGUUACGUGAUAGUGCGCUUCAUAACAGAUAAUCCCGGCUUCUGGUUCUAUCAUUGCCACAUUGAGUCGCAUGCCGUUCAAGGCAUGGUAGCUGUUCUUAAGGUCGGAGAGGAUUAUCAAAUGAAACGAAUACCGGCGCGUGUACGUUGCUGA
Molecule: messenger RNA, 2016 nt
Organism: Scaptodrosophila lebanonensis
Lineage: Eukaryota; Metazoa; Arthropoda; Insecta; Diptera; Drosophilidae
Gene: Mco3
Product: L-ascorbate oxidase
Exons: 2
Coding region: 1-2016 (671 amino acids)
Biological process (GO): iron ion transport
Cellular component (GO): plasma membrane
Molecular function (GO): copper ion binding; oxidoreductase activity
Source: RefSeq, a predicted model, not a curated record